Molecule: messenger RNA, 616 nt
Organism: Rhizophagus irregularis DAOM 181602=DAOM 197198
Lineage: Eukaryota; Fungi; Glomeromycota; Glomeromycetes; Glomerales; Glomeraceae
Source: RefSeq, a predicted model, not a curated record
AAAACCCCUGAAAACCUCCUCCACUGAAAAAAAAUAUUUAUCAUUUUCGUCAAUUCAAUAAUUUAUAAAUCAUAAACACGAAUACGUUACAUUAAUCAUGAAUAAUAAGGACAUUUCACAAAAUAAUUCAAAUAAGAUUAUUUAUGAAUCCGAUUUCAAUAAUUUACAACAAAUAGAGAACAUGUAUGUGCCAGUCACACCAGUCACACACUGCAAGAACGUUACGACCUCUGACCAACAACCCGUAUCUAAUGUCAUUUCAAACAAUAACGAUACUAUUUCUCCUGAUUAUAAUCAUCAGCAAUAUGACGUUUCAAACAAUAUUCCUCACCAUAACUAUUGUCAAUCCAUUCCUAAUAAUACUACACCUUCGCAAUUUUACCCACGAUACAUUAAUCAAAAUCCACCAAAUCCACCACCUCAGUUCAAUAUUUUUCCUCCACUUAAUUCAUUUAACAUAACUAUUAAUUCUCCUCAAACAAAUAUUAUUGUUAUUCCAGUAACUAAUCCAGAUAUUAAUAUCAAAUUCGAAACUUACUAUAAUUCGCAAACUUGAUUUCAACAUUAUAUUCUUUUAUUUUUUAAUAAAUCAAUAUGAUGUUAUAGUUAAGAUUUA